CCCAUUCCCUGCGCUCCGCUCUCCCCUUGGCGGCGGAGUGCGGCCGUGCGGACACUGUGGGUGUCUCGGCCAUGUGGGUGGCGGCGCUGGCGGCGCUGCUGGCGGCGGCCGGGGCGCAGUACGAGCGCUACAGCUUCCGCAGCUUCCCGCGGGACGAGCUGAUGCCGCUGGAGUCGGCCUACCGCUACGGGCUGGACCAGUACAGCACCGAGAACUGGCCCGAGAGCGUCAGCUACCUGGAGGUCAGCAUGCGGCUGUACCGCCUGCUGCGCGACAGCGAGGCGUUCUGCCACCGCAACUGCAGCGCGGCGGGGCGGCCGCCGCCCGCCUCCCCCGCACCCUCGGCCGCCGGGGCGGCGCUGGCGGAGCUGCGGCUCCUGGCCGGGGUGCUGCGGAGGGCGCAGUGCCUGCGGCGCUGCAAGCAGGGGCUGCCCGCCUUCCGACAGGCGCAGCCCGGCCGCGACCUGCUGGAGGACUUCCAGCGCCGGGAACCCUACAAGUACCUGCAGUUCGCCUACUUCAAGGCUAAUAAUCUUCCAAAAGCUAUUGCAGCAGCUCACACAUUUCUUCUGAAGCAUCCAGAUGAUGAAAUGAUGCAAAGAAAUAUGGCCUACUAUAAGAGCAUACCUGAUGCUGAGGAGCAUAUUAAAGACUUGGAGAUAAAGCCUUAUGAGAAUCUCUUUGUCAGGGCUGUGAGAGCGUACAACGGUGACAAUUGGAGGACAUCCAUCUCGGAUAUGGAACUGGCUCUUCCUGAUUUCUUCAAAGCCUAUGAUGACUGUAUUGCAGCCUGUGAAGGCUCCCGAGAGAUCACAGAUUUUAAGGACUUCUAUCUUUCCAUUGCAGAUCAUUAUAUUGAAGUCCUUGCAUGCAAAGUGCAGUGUGAGAAUAAUCUGACGCCCAUUAUAGGAGGCUUUGUUGUUGAAAAGUUUGUGGCCACCAUGUACCAUUACUUGCAGUUUGCAUAUUAUAAAUUGAAUGACAUGAAGAAUGCAGCUUCUUGUGCUGCUAGUUACCUUCUGUUUGACGAGAAAGAUGAAGUUAUGAAACAGAACAUGGUGUAUUACCAGUACCAUAAAGACAAAUGGGGACUUAAAGAAGAGGAUUUUCAGCCCAGAUCGGAGGCAGUUCGAUACCACAACAUAACCACACUUCAGCUGGAAAUGUAUGAGUUCGCGAAGGAACAUCUGAUGGAUGAUGAUGAGGGUGAAGUUGUGGAAUUCCUUGAUGAGCUGUUAGAAGUGGAUGAAAAGAAGGAAUCCUGAUGAAUGAAAUCACCACAAAGUGCUUUACAGAAGUGAAGACUCACCAUUGCUCCUUACUAUUUUUGGUCACUUGUAGUCCCACUUAGAUAUACCUCAAAGGUGCUUCUUCAAGCUCCAUUUUGUGUCCCAAAAUCCACUCCUGAAAGGUCACUUUCCAUGCUGCAUUGACUCAUCUGUGAGCAUGGCAUUUCACUGUGCAGAAUUGGUGCAUAUGAGUUUGCCUCUCGAACUUUCUUUCCUUUCACACAAUCAACAAAAACAGACUAUUUGUAUUUUCUGGGAUAACACUAAGGUUCCUCAUUUCGGUGCUGUUCUACCACGUUGUGGCAAUACAGCUAAAUUCUGAAGAACUUUUGUAAGAUUAUUAACCAUGGAAGACAUAACGUUUCCUCUUUCUGAGCUAUGUGUUCUAUUAUUUAUAUAUGUCUUUUUAUAUGAUGAUGAAUAAAGUGUUAAUGAAUCCCACCGCACCUGAAAGAUGUUAAGAUACAUUUAGAUAGCUGAAAUAAGGUGAUUAACAAAGCACAGCUAGUGGUCUUGUAAAAAUUGCUUAAAGAAUUCCGAGAGCAGUUUUGAUCUUUUUUAAAAACUGAAUUAAAUUCCAUGACAUGCAAUUAAGAAUAAAAUAAUUUCUUCUUCCUACCA
Empidonax traillii (willow flycatcher) is the source of this 1910-nucleotide messenger RNA. It is a transcript of the gene CRTAP, whose product is annotated as cartilage associated protein. The record is from RefSeq and is a predicted model, not a curated record. Gene Ontology annotation, biological process: peptidyl-proline hydroxylation to 3-hydroxy-L-proline; collagen fibril organization. NCBI's taxonomy places the organism in Eukaryota, Metazoa, Chordata, Aves, Passeriformes, Tyrannidae. The coding region runs from base 72 to 1265 and encodes 397 amino acids. Gene Ontology annotation, cellular component: endoplasmic reticulum. Gene Ontology annotation, molecular function: collagen binding; protein binding. The transcript is spliced from 7 exons.